This is a messenger RNA of Puntigrus tetrazona (Sumatra barb), 8365 nucleotides long. Its product is annotated as unconventional myosin-X-like. Gene Ontology annotation, cellular component: myosin complex; cytoskeleton. The record is from RefSeq and is a predicted model, not a curated record. The transcript is spliced from 41 exons. Bases 1 to 6966 code for a protein of 2321 amino acids. NCBI's taxonomy places the organism in Eukaryota, Metazoa, Chordata, Actinopteri, Cypriniformes, Cyprinidae. Gene Ontology annotation, biological process: signal transduction. Gene Ontology annotation, molecular function: protein binding; ATP binding; cytoskeletal motor activity.
AUGUUUGCCAAAAUUCUGAGCAUGUACUGUGAUAAUACCGCGGUGUACCUGCAGCAGGCGGAGGUGAACAGAGAGAAGGUGUCCCCCAUGCACCAGAGCAGCAUUGAUGGAGUGGAGGACAUGUCCACGCUGGCAGAACUCCAUGAGGCCGCCAUCAUGCACAACCUUCAUCAGAGAUACCAGAAAGACAACAUCUAUACGUACAUUGGCUCUAUUUUAGCAGCAGUAAACCCUUAUCAGUGUCUGUCAGAUGUAUAUGACGCCACAGCCAUAGAGCGAUACAGUCGACAUCACCUGGGCGAAAUUCCUCCUCACCUCUACGCCAUCGCUAACGAGUGCUACAGAUCACUGUGGAAACGCUCCAACAACCAGUGUGUGCUCAUCAGUGGGGAGAGUGGAGCAGGUAAAACUGAGAGCACAAAGAUGAUUCUGCGCUUUCUGUCUGCAAUGAGUCAGCAAAGUGUGGCGCUCUCAACUGCAAAGAGAGCAUCAUCUCACGUAGAGGAGGCCAUUCUGGAGAGCAGUCCAAUAAUGGAGGCAUUUGGAAACGCUAAAACAGUUCACAAUAACAACUCUAGUCGCUUUGGGAAAUUCAUCCAGCUUCAUUUCAGUCAGCAUGGAAACAUCCAGGGGGGAAGAAUCACAGACUACCUUUUAGAAAAGAAUCGUGUUGUGCGUCAAAAUCCCGGGGAACGAAACUAUCACAUAUUCUAUGCUCUGCUGGCUGGAAUCAGUGCAGAACAGAGAGAGUCGUUCUCCCUUUCCCCUCCGGAGGGCUUUCACUAUCUGGGUCAGUCAGGAUGUGUGAAGGACAAAGCCAUUAAUGACACAGAGACUUUUCAGGAAGUGCUGAAUGCUCUGAGGACAAUGCAGUUUGGAGAAGAGAACAUCAAGGAGGUGUUGAGGCUCCUUUCAGGAAUCUUGCAUGUGGGAAACAUAGAUUUUUUAACAGCAGGUGGAGCCCAGGUCUGCUCUAAAUCAGCUCUCAGUAAAGCUGGAGAUCUUUUGGGUUUGGAUUGUGCCCAGCUGGCUGAAGUUUUGACACAUAGAUCUAUGAUCCUCAGAGGAGAAGAAAUCAGCACACCUCUAACUGUAGAGCAGGCGGUGGACUCGCGAGACUCUAUGGCGAUGGCUCUCUACUCUCAGUGCUUCACUUGGAUCAUUCGUAAAUUGAACAACCGUAUCAAUGGCAAUGAAGACUUUCGAUCCAUCGGCAUCCUGGACAUCUUCGGGUUUGAGAACUUUGAGGUGAACCGGUUUGAGCAGUUUAACAUUAACUAUGCAAAUGAGAAACUACAGGAGUAUUUCAACAAGCACAUUUUCUCUCUGGAGCAACUCGAGUACAACAAAGAAGGGCUGGUCUGGGAUGACGUCAACUGGAUGGAUAAUGGAGAGUGCCUUGAUCUCAUAGAAAAGAAGUUGGGUUUGCUUGCUCUUGUGAAUGAGGAGAGUCAUUUUCCUAAAGGCACUGAUGACACAUUGCUGGAGAAACUCCAUAGCCAGCAUUCUAGGAAUCAGUUCUAUGUUAAGCCUCGUGUUGCAGUUCAUCAGUUUGGAAUUAAGCACUAUGCUGGAGAGGUUGUGUAUGAUGUCAGAGGAAUCCUGGAGAAGAACAGAGAUACUUUCAGAGAUGACAUUCUCAACUUACUCAGGGAGAGCAGGUUGGAUUUUGUGUAUGAUCUUUUUGAGCGAGUGAACACCUGGACUGGACAGGACACUGUCAAGUGCAGCUCAAAGUAUCGCAGACCUACCGUGAGCUCUCAAUUUAAGAAUUCAUUGCACUCUCUGAUGUCCAACCUUAGUGCCUCCAAUCCAUUCUUUGUACGCUGCAUUAAACCCAACAAUAGCAAGAUGCCCAAUCAAUUUGAGCAGUCUGUAGUCCUCAACCAGCUGAGAUAUUCUGGGAUGUUGGAGACAGUUAAAAUCAGACGUUCUGGGUUUCCGGUUCGGAGAACGUUCAAGGAUUUCUCUUUCAGGUACUAUGUGUUGAUGAGGGGUUUGGCCUUGUCAGAUGACCCAAAGGGGCGGUGCCUCCUCCUUCUGCAGCUUUACGACAACAGCAGUGCUGAAUGGCAGCUGGGAAAAACCAAAGUGUUUAUAAAAGAAAGUUUAGAGCUGCGGCUAGAGAAGCAGAGAGAAACAGAAGUGCUCAAAGCGGCUUCAAUUAUUCAAGCUCAUAUACUGGGCUACAGAGCGAGGAGGCAGUAUAGGAGGUUGUUGCAGUGCAUUGUUGUCAUCCAGAAAAACUACCGCGCACUGUAUUGGCGGCGGCGCUUCCAGAUGACGCGCUGGGCCACCAUCACCUUACAGAAGAGGCUCAGAGGGCAAAGGGCACGACGGCUCUACGUUCACCUUCUAGAGGAGAAGAGGAAGAGGGAAGAAGAAGAGAAGAGACAAAAGGAAGAACAAGAGGCACUGGAAAGAGAGAGACAGCGCCUGGAGUUGGAGCUCUUAGCACAAGCAGCAGAGGAAGCUCGAAGAUUAGAGGAAAAAACUAAACAUGAGCAGAUUCAAAAUUUCUUAACUGAGACAGCCACACCAGACAGUAUUGUUCCUGAGAGUAUUCCACUUGAGAACGACCCACCUGAGAACCCUGAACCCUUCUCUAUAGCGGAGAAGUUACUGGUAGAGCAGGUGUUUGGCGAGGUGUUCGGGGCAGAGACAAACCAGACAUCACAGGUGGAGGAGAUCUUGCGUUUAGAACGUGAGAUCGAAGGUCUGCGGCGUCAGAAAGAGGCUCAGGAGCAGAGUUUAACUGCACAGUCAUUGCAUCGCCUGCAGUGGCUGCGUGAUCAAGAGCUGCGCAGGCUAGAAGAGGAGGCCUGCAAGGCGGCGCAGCAGUUCCUCACCUCGCUCAACUUCGAUGAGAUCGACGAGUGUGUGCGUAACAUCGAAAGCUCGCUGGGUGGGUCCAGUGGCUCACAGAGGGAGGUGGCCAGAGGGGAGGAAGAUGAGGUGGAUGAAGGUCUGGGAGUGGACGAAGACGGAUUUAAAGACUCUCCCAACCCCAGCGAGCACGGACACUCUGACGGCCAGCGCACCAGUGGAAUCCGCACCAGCGAUGAUUCCUCGGAGGAGGAUCCUUACGCAAACGAUCGUAUGCCUCUGCCCCCUGCCCUGCCCAUCAUCACACCCUUGGCCUAUCAUGCUCCGCCCUCCAGCAGUGGCUCCACCUACUCUCACGCUGUUCAGGAAGAGGAGACGGAGCUAAUCCCUCCCGAUGAAGAUUCAGAUUAUGAUGCCGAUGAUUAUGAUGAAGGAGGCAUCAUCAUGCGGCCUCCUAGCCUCCCGCCUCACAAUGACCACUGGUCACGUGACCACCGCAGCUCUUUGGCAACCAGCACGAGUGUCAGCUCAGGGGCGUAUCGCUUCAGCUCGGAGGGGCCACAGUCUUCUUCUCCACAGUCGUCUGAGGAAGAGCACCGUCAAAUGGAGGAAAUUCUGCAAUUGGAGCGAGAGAUUGAACGUCUUCAGAAGAAAAGAGAAGACGGCGUGUCUAUGCUGUGUGAGAGCUCAAGACAGGAACUCCGCUUGCGGCGUGAUGCUGAGGUGCUGCGUCAGAAAAAAGCUGCUUCUCGUGUUGCCACUGAGUUCCUUGAACUGCUUGACACCGGAGGCCCUGAAGUCAUUCCUGGUGAACCUAAGCGACCUGCCUCCAGAUCGACAGGCGCCACUGAGGAAGAGGUAGAUGAAGGCUUCCAUGCAGAAGAAGAGUGCAUACCACUUCCUGAGUUCCCUCCGCCGGUGGAAGGUCCAGUGGAUCAGGAGAUCUUAGGCACUCUGCCACCUCCUCCUGCUGCUUUUGCCGAGGGCACAGUUGCUCCAUCUGCAUCCAAUGUUCCACCAGGGGCUCCUCCUCCUCCACCACCUCCUCCUCCACCUCCUCCUCCUCUCCCUGGUGAAGCUAAAAAGGAAACUGGAAAGCCUGAAGAGGCUAAAACAGUUAAAGAGGUGGAUGAGAAAAAGCAGGGAGAGGAUGUGGAUCGCACCAGCAGACUGACUGCAGCAGAGUCUCUGCCAGACACAGAGGAACCUAUCUACAGUGUACCUGGGGAUGGUGAGUCAGACUAUGACCAAGAUGAUUUAGAGGAUGGACAGAGCAGCAUUGCAGCGACAGACGCAGAACAUGCGCGCAAGUCCACCUGCACCAAUGCAAGCCAGGAGUCUUACAACCGCAGCUCAGAUUCAUAUGCUGAUAGCGAUGAUGAGCACGAUGGGUAUGUGGACACAGAUGAGGAGGUAUCCAACGGUAAAGUAAACAUCUUGAAUGGGAAUGGACCUCCGUAUUUCCACAGCUAUCUUUACAUGAAGGCUGGCUUGAUGAUCCCGUGGCGCAGGCGUUGGUGUGUUCUGAAGGACGACACUUUCAUGUGGUUCCGCUCUAAACAGGAGUCGUUAAAGUCAGGCUGGCUUUAUAAGAAGGGCGGCGGCCUAUCCACUCUCUCUCGCAGGAACUGGAAGAUGCGCUGGUUCGUUCUGCGAGACUCUAAGCUCAUGUACUUUGAGAAUGACAGCGAGGAAAAGCUGAAAGGGACAAUUGACAUCCGCUCAGCUAAGGAGAUUGUGGACAAUCAUGAGAAAGAGAAUGCUCUGAAUAUUGUGACAGACGAGAGAACAUACCAGGUAUUUGCAGAGUCACCGGAGGAUGCUAGUGGCUGGUUUACCGUGUUGAGUCGGGUCCAAAAUGCCACCCCAGAGCAGCUGCUGGAGAUGUCUCAUGAGCAGGCCAACCCAAAGAACGCUGUGGGCACACUGGAUGUUGGAUUGAUUGAUUCAGUUUGUGCUUCAGACAACCCUGACAGACCCAAUUCAUUUGUGAUCAUCACAGCCAAUCGAGUGAUCCACUGUAACUCAGACCUGCCGGAGGAAAUGCAUCACUGGAUCAGUCUGCUGCAGAAACCCAAAGGAGACUCCAAGAGUGAUGGACAGGAGUUCCUAGUCAGAGGAUGGCUCCACAAGGAGAUGAAGGCUGGAGCAAAAAGUUCUGCUCUCAAAUUGAAAAAGCGCUGGUUUGUGUUGACUAACAACUCUCUGGACUACUACAAGUCUUCUGAGCGCAAUGCAUCUAAAAUGGGCACUCUGGUUCUGAACAGCCUGUGCUCUGUGGUCCAGCCUGAGGAGAAAAAGUUUAAAGAGACAGGUUACUGGAACAUCAUAAUUCAUGGGCGUAAACAUUCAUACCGGCUGUACACCAAGUUGCUGAAUGAAGCCAUGCGCUGGGUGUCUGCCAUUCAGGGAGUCAUUGACAACAAGGCUCCUAUUGAAACGCCCACCCAGCAACUCAUAAGGGACAUUAAGGAGAACAGUGUGAACUCUGAGGCCGUGGAACAAAUGUAUCGAAGAAACCCUAUAUUGAGAUACACCCAGCAUCCCUUGCAUUCGCCUCUUCUGCCACUACCAUAUGGAGAGGUCAGCGAAAGCUUGCAAAAGGAGAAGGGUUAUGGAAGCCUGCAGGAUGAGGCUGUGAAGAUCUUUAACUCACUUCAGGAAAUGGAGAUAGUUUCAGACCCUGUCGCCAUCAUCCAGGGCAUCCUGCAGACCUGCCAUGAUCUACGGCCACUGAGAGAUGAGGUGUACUGUCAGCUGAUCAAACAAACCAAUCACGUGCCCCAACCCAACAGCCCUGCAAACCGCGCACACUGGCACCUGCUCACCUGCAUGAGCUGCACCUUCCUGCCCAGUCGUGCCAUCCUGCGCUACCUCCGAUUCCACUUGAAGAGAGUUAGAGAGCGCUACCCUGGCACUGAGAUUGAGAAGUAUGCCCACUUCAUUGGUGAGUCCCUGAAGAAGACAAAGGCCAGGGAGUAUGUGCCCUCUCAGGAGGAGAUCGCCGCCCUGCUGAACAGACAGGAAAUGACAACUACUGUGUACUGCCAUGGAGGAGGUUCUUGCAAGAUAUCCAUCAACUCACACACCACAGCUGGGGAGGUGGUUGAGAAGCUAAUUCGUGGUCUGGCGAUGGAAAAUAGCAGGAAUAUGUUCUCUUUGUUUGAGCACAAUAAGGUGGAGAGUCGGGCCAUAGAAAGCCGUAUAAUUGUAGCAGAUGUGCUCGCAAAGUUUGAGAGGUUGGCAGGUAGUGAAGAUGAGGAGGAGGAGGGUCCCUGGAGGCUAUAUUUCAAGCUCUAUUGCUUUCUUGAUGUGGAAAGUAUGCCCAAAGAGGGAGUGGAAUUCGCCUUCAUGUUUGAGCAGGCUCAUGAAAGUCUCAUCAGUGGUCAUUUCCCAGCCCUUGAGGAAACCCUCCAGCACUUAGCAGCCCUGCGACUGCAGUACAUCCACGGGGACGUGGCCCGUACGCCCUGGAGCCUAAGCAGCGUCUACCCUGUUGGACGACUUCGCACCCGCAUACUCCAAUCCACUAAAGCAGGGGGUGCUGGAGUACCCGGAGCUGGUAUAAUAGGUCCAGGAGGACACACUUUAGAACGCCGGAGGACCAACUUUCUAGAUGGGACACUAAGACGUAGCUUCAAGACGGGAUCUCUGAAGAAACAGCGCGUGGAGGAGGAACAGAUGUUGGAGAUGUUUGUAAAGGAGGAGAUGUCAGCCACACUGACCAGCGUGCUGGAGAAAUGGAGCCGUCUACAGGGCAUGCCUCAACAUCAGGCCAUGCUCAGCUACAUGACAGUCAUCAAAGAGUGGCCAGGAUAUGGGUCCACACUAUUUGAUGUUGAGUGUAAGGAGGGCGGAUUCCCUCAUGAUCUGUGGCUGGGAGUCAGUGCUGAAAAUGUCUCUGUGUACAAACGCGGUGAACCCAAACCGCUCGAAACGUUCCAGUAUGAGCACAUCGUUUUCUUCGGCGCACCUCAGCCCAGCACAUACAAAAUCAUUGUUGAUGAAAGAGAGAUGUUCUUCGAGACAUCUCAGGUGGGUGAAAUCACUAAGAUCAUGAAGGCAUACAUCAACAUGAUCGUCAAAAAACGCUGCAGCAUUAUGUCCAUCACCAGCAACAGCAGCGCCUGGAUGAGGUGAUCGAUGGCAACCAGCGCCCAAAGUGUCCAGAAACACAGUGCGAUGAAAGUAAAGUAUGCUACUGUCCGUUAUUGAUUGGAGAAUGAGAGCAGAGAAGAAACAGAGACUUCACCCUUCCAACGAUUGACCUUAACCUACUGAAAUCCUCUGUUCUAAAUACAACAGCACACACACAUUCAUUUAAUAUGAAUCGGACCAGUUUCACCUUUAUGAAGCACAACAAAGCCUGGUAACCUGCUCACUGUUCCCUCCCCUCACUGCCAGCACCCUUCCUGAUGACCAAACUUAUUUAUUUCCUUCUCUCGUCUUCUCCAUUUAAUUCCUUUCUCUCUACCCUCAGUAAUGUUGUACCUAACCAACAACCACCCACGAUUCCAUUUACCGGUAGAUUUACAGAGGUGUGUAUAUUGUGCUUGUGUGUGAGAUCAGAGUUUGUGCACACACACACACAGAGGUGAACACUUCGUGGAGCGCAUACAGAGCUAUUUUGUAAAGCCAUGGCUGCUGGAGUCCGUUCGGAGAGCUGGAAAAGGCUAUGCGUUAACAUUCCCAUUUGUGUAAAUGGCAGCUGCUCGGCUGGAGCAGGACACCCCAGAAGUAUGCUGUUUGAAUUCUGUCAACUUUGCUCGUUGCCGCUCAAUUUCACAUACAGGUUUUUUUGAGAGAAUCACCUGAGCCAUAAAUGCCAUGUGACUUGGACCGCAGGAAAAUGACAUCCUGGCAGCUCUGAUUGGCUGAUGGCACCAAAAAGGAACAUGCAACAAAAAAAAAACUGCUUUAAUGAAAUGUGUGCAAUUUAUGUGUUUUUUCCAAACAUUUUGCCUGUUCGGUCAAAAGCGUAGUUACAAAACCUACCAUCAGAGGCCACCUGGAGUCAGCCAGCCAAUCAGAUCGCAGUAUAAUUGUGGCCUGGCACUUUGCGGAUAUCAGCAGCGACUGUCUACUUGUUUGUAAGACUGUUCACACAUCAUCAAUGCAACAUCCUAUUUUGUAUUAAAUGCCAGAGUCUAUAAAUACAUAUGCUGAAGUGUUACAUUUGAUACUGUCUACAUUACUUACGUAUUUACAGAAAUUACAGCAUUUUCCUUUUUUGUUAUUUUUGCCCGUGAUGCACAGCUUGUGUAAUUUCACCUGUACCAAGGCACAAAAGCAUACCUAUUUUGACCAGUUUGGUUUCCUAAGCACCUCUAUUCACUAUUACAGAGAUCGGAUAACUGUUAUGAAGUGUUAUGCAAGUAGUGCCAGACCUGCCUGCCCAAAGCAAGCAAUGAAAAGUAUUGUAUUAAGUAACAGCAGUCAAGAUUCAAUAAGCAUGUGUUUUGUGCUGUAUCAAUUCGUAUACUUAACGUUAAUUGUGAAACACUUAAACUUAUUUUAUGAUUAAAGCACUUAAACUGUU